Molecule: messenger RNA, 1335 nt
Organism: Dictyostelium purpureum
Lineage: Eukaryota; Evosea; Eumycetozoa; Dictyosteliales; Dictyosteliaceae
Exons: 1
Coding region: 303-1181 (292 amino acids)
Source: RefSeq, a predicted model, not a curated record
AGUUUAAAUAAUCGUAUUUUUAUUUUAUUUUUCAGUAAUUAAAAUUAUUAUUUUAUAUUUUAAAUUUUAAUAUAAAUUCUAUUUAUUUUUUUAACAAUCCAAAAGUAAAAAGAAAUAAUAUACAAAAACUAUAUAAAUAAUAAUCAUUAGUAAUCAAAAAUAAAAAUCAUAGAAAUUUCUAUAUUAUUAAAUAAAUAAAAAAAGAUAUAAAAUAAAAAAUUCUCUUUUUUAAUAAAAUAACUUUAUAAAAUCUAAAUCAUCUUUUUAAUCAAAAAUAAAUAUUCAAACAUAUAAUCUUAAAAAUGGGUCCAACCGAUAUUGUGUUAAAUGAUAAAUCAUUAUUUUUAAACAGUAAAAACUCAAGUAUAUCUUUUAUGUCAACAACAAUUGAUAGUAGCGAAGUUACACUAGCAUCAUCACAAACAAAAGAAACCACCUGUAUCAACUCUUCAUUAUCAUCACCCGCAUCAUCAACCUCAAAUAGCUUAUCAAAUAGUAUCGAUAAUCUUUACUCACCAGAACUUUUGUCAACCCUUUCAAUCAAUACCCCUCCAUUAUUAUCACCCAAAAGUAUUACAAAUUUAACUUUAAGUACUACAUUUAAUACUUUUUCAACAACAUCAUCAUCCAAUACCAGUAGCUCAACUAUCACAAGUACAACAACUCUACCAUCAAAACCAUUAUUCACAUCAUUAUCAUCCAGUAUAACACCAAAUUCAUUUAGUUUAAAUUUUAAUAUUUCCGAUUUUAAUGUAUAUUACCCACCACCAUUAAACAUUUCAGAUGACGAAGAAUCAAACGCCAAUAAUAUCAACAAUAAUGGUUUAUCAAACUUUAUUUCAAACAAAAGAAAAUCACCAUACUUAUUAAGGGGUGAAAAAAAACCAUCUCGUUGUUCCGAAUGUAAUAGAGUAAUUUUAAAAUAUAUUGUUAGUGUUAAUGGAAAAAAACACCAUAAUAAUAUCUUUCAAAAAUCAAGCGGUUUCAAAUGUAGUCAAUGCCAAAAUGCAAUUUGCGAUAAAUGUUUUAUAACUUAUAAAAACAAUACCACCAAUACCUUAAAUAAUAACAACAAUAAUAGUAUCGAUUUAAAACCAAUUUCAACAUCGUCAAUUAAUUUAAUUUCAUGUUGUAACUCAUGUAUCAAUAAUAAUAAUAAUAAUAAUACAAAAAAUAUAUAACUAUUUUAAUUUAUAUUUAUAUAAAAUUAUUAUUUAUUAAAAUAAAAUAAAAUAAAAUAAAUAAAAUAAAAUAGAAUAGCAAUCCAAAAAUGCUAUUAUAAUUUAUUCUUUAUAUCAUGUAAAUAUUUUACAUGCAUAAUUAAGAAAUUAAUAU